Saccostrea cuccullata (small rock oyster) is the source of this 1124-nucleotide messenger RNA. RefSeq lists its product as uncharacterized. The transcript has 3 exons. NCBI's taxonomy places the organism in Eukaryota, Metazoa, Mollusca, Bivalvia, Ostreida, Ostreidae. The record is from RefSeq and is a predicted model, not a curated record. The coding region runs from base 159 to 1124 and encodes 321 amino acids.
UUAAUUUAUUCUUGGAAAUUUUUAAUGAUGAGAGUGAAAUAGAGUGCGUACAUGUCCAUGAAUGUACAGAAAGGAAGAAGAAUGUUAUAUUUCAAUAUUCUUCAAAGCGAGACAGCGUUCCAAAAGUAGAAGAGUAAGUUUUAAACGUGGUGGAGUUGAUGGACGAACCGCAACAUAUGGAUGACUUCAAAACCCAUUUUCGGGUAUCUCGAGAGCUCUUUACAUCCAUGUUAAAUGAACUAUCCAACACUCUCUAUAGAAACGGCCACGGUCCACAGAUGAAUGUGCCCCCGGACAAGCAAAUGUUAGUUGCCUUAUGGUACAUCGCAAACACAUCAUCCAUGAGAGAGGUGGCACAUGUUUUUGGACUUUCAAUGUCGACAGUACAUGGCAUUGUUAAAGAUGUUUGUGAUGCACUUGUGCAGCUUGGUGACAGGGUGAUACAGUGGCCAUCCCCUGCACAACAACAGUGUACUGCAACAGAAAUUCAGGAUAUGUGUUCACUCCCAGGUAUAGUAGGUUUUAUUGACGGGACACACAUUCAACUUUCGAGUGCACUGCAAGGAGAGAAAGAUUAUUAUAAUAGGAAAGGGUUUCCUUCCAUUCAGUUACAGGUUGUUGUGGACCACAAUUUGAAAAUUUUGAACUGCUAUACUGGUUGGCCUGGGUGUGUCCAUGACGCACGAGUUCUCAGAAACUCUGGAUUAUACCGCAGAGCUGAGGCAGGAGAACUAAUAACUCCUAAUUCCUACAUAGCAGGUGACAAUGCCUAUCCACUUAGGAAUUGGCUCAUCACGCCAUUCAAAAAUAUUGGACAACGGACAAGACAGCAAAUGAAAUUUAACAAGAGACUCUCGAGUGUUAGACAAAACGUGGAAAGGACAUUUGGACAUUUAAAAGGAAGAUUCAGACGAUUACGUGAUAUACCACUGCACAGUCACAGAGAAAUCUGUACCCUUAUUUAUGCAUCUUGUGUGUUGCAUAACCUAUGUGUCCAGUAUAAUGAUGACAUUGAUGGAUUUAUUGAGCAGGAUAUUGACAAUCAUCCUAAUCAGUUUGAAAAUGUCUAUCAGAAUGGUCAUGCUGGGGUUGUUCGUAGACUCCAACUAGUAAAUAUUCCUUAA